Messenger RNA from Aspergillus tubingensis, 1464 nucleotides. RefSeq names its product putative solid-state culture specific protein. The record is from RefSeq and is a predicted model, not a curated record. Lineage: Eukaryota; Fungi; Ascomycota; Eurotiomycetes; Eurotiales; Aspergillaceae. Bases 1 to 1464 code for a protein of 487 amino acids. The transcript has a single exon. Gene Ontology annotation, molecular function: metal ion binding; ATP binding.
AUGACUGCUGUGACACUUCCUCAGCCACUUCCAGUGGUGCCGCCUGAGCCUUAUACCUCAACGAAGACGGCCAUCACUAAAGUCCCUAUUACACUCGACUGUACUUUACACGACCUGUACUCCUUGGACAAUGACACUCCCGAAAACAUUGUUCUCGCUUAUGAUCACCCUUGCAAAUUCCCCCACGACCAACUCAAUUCGUCUCCGUAUCCGCGGUUUCUGUACGCUGCCAAUUUCCCCGAUAUGAAUGCAGAAGGGGAGAUGCCGAACCUACAGAAGCGCGGUGUCGCCCAACGAUAUUCCUUCGUGGCUGGUCGUACCCCUGUCCUGAUGAUUGACCUGAGUGGGAAUGGGGGUGAAGAAGUUUCAAGCCUCUUGACAACGUCAAAGGACGAAUUACGGCGUCUCUAUGACCAAUUGAGCCCGGAGCAACGGCCCAACGCGCAAAUAGUCAGGAGUACGCACGAUGUCCAACUGACCCCGGACUCGCGUGCAGUAUUCAUUGUGCCGCAUGAUCAUAUGUGCGCAAUGUUAAAUCAAGCACUAGAACCAGAGAUGCUUUACGAGGUCCUGUCUAAGCGUUGGCUGGCCGUGAGUGGUCUGCCAACACCAAAGUCCAAGGUUAUCGAUCCGCUACCGGUAAACUCCUGGAUAGCAGGCCGAGACGCAGAAGUCAGACGGAUGCUGCAAGCUGUUCAGCAGCAAAGCUUCCCCUUUGUGGUUAAAAUAUCUAUUGCUACCUCGGGCUGUGGAACAUUUGUUAUCCGACGUGAAUCGGAUAGAGGCACUGCUAUUAACGAGAUACGGGGUCUCCUCGAAGAUGGGCUCAAGAAAGUCAAUGAAGAGAAUGAGCAACUGUACCCUGCAAGCUUCGUCAUUCAGGAGCUAGUGCCAGGUGAGGCCCAUGGGGUCACAUUUUUCGUUACUAAAAAGGGCCGUGCGGUGUACCUGGCCACGUCUCGACAGCGUUUCACCCAGGAAGGGUUCUGGAAUGGUGGGUGCGUGUCGUACCUCUUGCAACCCAUGUUUCAGGAUCGGUAUAGAUCUACGAUAGAGGUUUUGGCCAAAGCGUUGCACAACAAAGGGUACUACGGGCCGGUGGGAGCCGAUGUCAUGACAGAUGCAAAUGGGGAGCAUGUUAUAGUCGAUGUCAAUCCACGCGUUACCGGAUCCUACCAUUUGGGGCUGCUUAAGACCCAUUUCAUGCAACGUGGCUUAUGUGAAGCGGCAGUUCUCUCCCGCUUAGAUAUUCCUUGCACGCAGAAUGCGUUUGAGGAACUCUUCGCGGCGGAUAUUGCGCAAGGAAGGUUGAUAAUAAAUGCAUGGGUCACCGAUUCUAAAAAGGAGAGCAGCCAUGCCGUCCUGACGGUGGGAGCGGAGGACGCUGUCAAACUGGGUCGGUUGAUUCGUGUUAUCGAGACAUUUGUCAAGACGGGAGAAUAUGCUGAAAGUGCUGAACUAUGA